This is a messenger RNA of Cryptosporidium muris RN66, 2475 nucleotides long. RefSeq lists its product as uncharacterized. Lineage: Eukaryota; Apicomplexa; Conoidasida; Eucoccidiorida; Cryptosporidiidae. The transcript has a single exon. The record is from RefSeq and is a predicted model, not a curated record. Bases 1 to 2475 code for a protein of 824 amino acids.
AUGGAUCAUUUAUAUGUACCUGAUAUCUUGGAGUGCUUCAUAAGUGAGGGGAAAAGGACGAAAAUUUGUCCUGAUGACUUGUACAAAUCUAUUUUAGAAUGGCUUUUAAUAAAAGAGUAUGAAACAUCAAAAGAUAUCCUGAUUAAAAUUAAUAAACUUUGCGAGUAUCUAUUGAAAGUUAUAUCUUCUGAAGACGUGAUUUCUAGCCACAUGUCUCAUGUUUACCCAGACAUUUUAUCCAUUAUCAUUUCAAAAAGCUUUAAAGUCAUAGAAUUUCCGAAUGAAUGCAAUGUACCUAUUGAAGACCCUUUUCUGGGAUUAAAAGAUGACAUAUAUUUAUUUAGGGGCUUAUUUUGGAGAAAUUUGACUGACUUAGCGACAAAUAUAGCUAGGAAAUGCUCUCCAAAGGAAGGGUAUAUAAUAUUUGUAGAAGUAAUUCUAGGUACUGUAAGUUUACCAGCAUCAAUUGAGGCAGAUAAGCAUCCUAAAGAGUUCAGAGACAAUGAAAGUCUUUUUCUAACAAGUGAUCGAGAUAGAUUGCAAAAAUUUUAUCGAUUUCUAGGUUUAUCAUGCGCAUUACACUGUAUUGCAAGAAUGAAAAGAAAUAGAGCACAGUUUGUAACUACAGUUUGUUCUUUAGCUUUGAGAAGAUUAAUUUGUGAUACAGAAUGCACAAUAUCAAAAUGUGUAUGUUUAAAUAAUGAUGAUUUGAAUAGUUUUAAGAGUUGUGUGACUAUGAGAAUGACAUGCAUCCAUUACAUAGUUAGUCACGUAAUAAAAAUUCUCAAUAGUUGUUUGGAAAACUCUGAAUAUGAUGCCGAAUAUAAAGGACAACAUGAUACUGGAUCUUGCAUCAAUGUUAGCAGUCAGAGUGUAACGCAAAGUACAAUUUAUGCAUUCCUUUGUCGUAUUUUGGAAGUUGUAAUUUUACUUGAUAUUAAGGAUAUCAGUAUUGGAGUUAGUGAUUACAAACAAAUGGCAGAAGAUGAAUUAAUUGAGUCAUAUUUGAGUAAAUCUAUGCAUCAUUUAAAUAUUUUGUCUGACCCUUUAAGUAAAAACUCCUUAAAGUCUGUUUUUGACUUGCAAGACUGCGAGUAUCCAAAUGCCAAUUUUGCUAAGAACAAAUUUAGAUGUAAGUGCCAAAUAAAACAUGAUUGGAUGGAUGAUAUUUACCAAUUGUGCCUAAAUAUAAGUCAAAUAGCACCAGUUACAAUAUUGGUAACAUUAAGGAAUAUGCCUAUUUGUAUAUUUGACACUAAAACACAGCCAGGAGAUUUGGAUGUGACCCCAAUGACACUAGCUUGUUUGGCAUAUUCCAUAUUUGUGAUUUUAACUAAAUCAAAGCCUAAGCUUCUCCAAAAUAUAUGCCCUGUUAUUCUUAUUUCUCUACCUUUGAGAUUGAAUAUCAUUUAUAGAAGUAUAUCAAUUUUCUUAACAUAUAGUGACCCAGGUAAUAAAAUAAAUGACAUUCAAAUAAAAAGUAGAAAACCUGAAGAUUUUCAUUUAAAUAUAAAUGAUCCUAUACUAUCAUAUUUUUCUAUGUAUAUACAAAGAGAAAAACUUAUUCAGUGUACAAAUCUAGUACUUUCAGAAAUAUAUGAAAGACUUCAAGAAAGAGCAUAUUAUUGGAUUAUUGAUAGUGCACCCAUUCUCAUUGAAUGCUCUGUACAAUAUCCGGAUAUGUUUACAACAAUUAAUGGCUGUGAUUGGCAUCCAAAUAUUGUUAUUAAGCAAAUAUUACUCUCUUUGACAAGAUCAAGAUAUAAUUUACCAAAUAUAAAGGAUAUCCAAACAAAGUAUUGUAUUAAUCAAGAUUUUAAUAGAAGUCUAGAUGCAAAAUUUACUAUGAAUGAAAAUUUAUAUUCUUAUAUUUUUGAUAUAUUUACAAAUACUUUGACUCAUUCAUAUCCAUGGAAUAUUGUCUUUAAACUUUACUUUGAUAUUAUGAGUGAAUACAAGAUUUCUUCGCCUUUAUCAUCAGCUCUAAUAGUUGGAAUAUUGUCAAAGUUGAAAUUAUUGUGGUGGAAACAGUUAACUAAUAUAUUAGAUUCUGAAGAAAAGCUGCUCUUAACAUCAGAUAAAUUAGCAGAACAAGUUUCAUUACUUAAAAAAUACUUAGCUCUAUUUUUUGAUUUUUUAUUCAAGUCUAGUAUAACAGAGUACCAUGACUUUGUUGAUUCAAUAGAUUGUGCUCUUAUUGUUUUAAACUUGAUAAAACUUAUUCUUUUACUAAAGAAAAAUCUCAGGGUUGAAGGAACUAAUAAAAGUGCCGUAAUAAUAGAAAUUGUACGUUGCCUUGAAGAUGAAAUCAAGAUAUCUAAGAAACUGGAUUUAACUGUAAAAUAUUUGAAUAUUUUGGAACAAAAAUUAGAUUCAGAUGAAGUUUCCCCUUAUUCUAGUAGAAAUUCACAAUUAAAUCAAGUAUCUAUUAUAUUAUUUCUUGUAAAUGACAUUGAGAAGUUAAUGAAUCUAUAA